GUAAAGGAAGUCGCGAAGGUGUUUAGGAAUUUUCCCAGUGAUUUAUCAGAGAUUCCGCCACUCCAAACAUGCUGAACUCUGAGAAUCUGGCCGCAAAUCUCUGUGGGUUGCUUGCGCAGCAAGGAAACAAGGAUCCUGCGGUGGAGUGGAAAAUCCUGAGCCAGGAGAGAGACGGAUCGCUGCUGGUGAACUGGAUAUCCAGGCGCAAUGAUGAGCCACAGAGUCACAUUGGAAUCUUCGAUCCGAACUGCAAAUCCUUCGACAUUCUCACCACAAUCCAAGAGCCUGGAAAUGUCGUGCAGGCUUCGGUGAACAGUUCCCGGACUCUGCUGGCGUACUCGAUGAAGCAGGAGGACAUGUACUCACCCUAUCUGGUGGAGAUUAACCACACACAGGAGGCAAAGCCCUUCAAGCUGCUCGCCAUGGAGCGCAGCAAGCAAGUGAUGGUGCAAUUCCUGUGGAAGAAACGCGACAACUUCGACAAGACGUACAGAGAUAAGUUUCUAGUCAUGAUCCACGAAGAGUGCGUCCUCCUGUUCACGGCGAACAUCAGGAAGAUCCCAUCGGCGGACGACGACGGACACUCCACGGCGUCGCUGAGGAUUGACUUCAAGCAGGACAAGUGGUUCUGCGACACCAAAGAAAUGGGCAGUGAAUCGAUUCUGAGGAAGUUCACGUGGUGUCAGUGGGAUCCGGAGGUGCAGUCACUCUACUACAUUCACUACAAGCCACAGACGCGGAAUACGCUGGAGAAGGACGACGAGAAGGAGGAUCUCAGUCCCACUUUGAGCGCCUUUCAGUUCCACGAUGAUCUCCCGAUGGAAACUGUCCUGAACAUCCCGCUGAAUCUGCCGAAGCUGCCACUGACGGAGCCUGGCACGAAGGUCAUCUACGAGGACGACACAAUUCCUCUGCGCAUUCACGACUCUUCGCUCAACCUCGUGAUUGUGUCCAAUGAGAUUGGGAUGCUCUUCGUCUGCCACUACUAUCUCUACAUGCCGGUGAAGCCGCCAGAGGAGUCCGGGAAGACGGAGUCUGUCCACUUCGCCUACUCAGUCACAAUCCUGCACCACGGAUGCGUUGUCCACUGCGUGGUUCCGGGGAUAAGUUGGGAGAAAGCCAAGCUGAUGAAGCCGACUUUUGCUCUGCACGGAGAUCACCAUUUGCUGGUCUUCCAGGCGGAUCUCUUCGCUCAUCUCCUGGACAUUGGUCUGAGCCACGAGCCCUGCUGUCACAUCGUCUGCCCGUCGCCUGUCCAACUGCCCGUGACGCAUCUCGUGCCGUGCGUGAAGUGGGGAUCACUGACAUUCGACUCGGCCACACUCAAUCUCGUGUCCAUGAACGUCUCCAAGGCUCACCUGAUUGAGACCUUCAAGGGAGACUCGUCGCUGGACAAUCGCCUGAGCAUCCUGCACUACUUCUGCGUGCAUUCCGUGGACAUGGACGUGGUGGCGGAGCUGAUCAGCAUCCUGAUGGAGCAUCCAAUGAGUCUGGACAUUGUGUCGCUGAUGAAGGAGGUCCUGAUUGGCGGCACGUAUGCGUCAGUGAAGAAGGGAUUGCCUCCGGAAGCGGCAGGAUUGAUUCGAUAUCUUCCGCUGACAAUGUCAAAUCCCUUGAAGCCCAUUCAGGCCAAAGUCAACGACUUGUCCGUUGGCAUUUCCCACGAGACACUCUACAAUACCAACAUGAUGCUCCUGUCGUCGCAGCAGCGACUGUCGCCCUACAGAACGGACAUCUGGACUUGCCUGUGGGAUCGCCUGAAUGACAACAAGGAGCCCGUGAGAUUCACACCCGAACAGGUGGUGGAGAAGCUGAUGUUCUCACUGGCUUGCUAUCAGCCUGAGACUCUCUCGCGCUGCACAACUCCCAUGAGUCCGGCGGGGCCCAAAAUUGGGGGUCCGGACGUGUUUUCGCUGUCGCACAGAAGCCAAUCCGCCGAUCUGCCCUUCGUUGAGCUCGAGGAGUGCACAGCUAGUAAGCAGGAACACGUGAUAUCAGUGAACUUGAGAGAGCUGAGCGUUCAUCUGGCCAAGUACACAGCGAAGCAGAAUGUGGGUUUUCGCUGGCUGAAGAACUCUUAUGAUCAGGCACCAACUUAUGUCCACACAGUGGCUUCAAUGUACGCUGCUGCUCAGUACGAGAUGUCCAAGACUCUCUGUGGCUUCAUGUGUCGCUUCGCGGGCGUGGAUCCUCAUCUGGAGACCCUCAAAGGCUUUCCUCUGAUAGAUUCUCUCUCGUCUUCUCGACUUUAUGCUCUGUAUUCUUCUCUGGAGAGAUUCUGCUUGUCCGCCCAGUCACUGGCUUAUCCUCUGCCACAAGGAUUCUCCUCCUUCUUCGCCUAUCUGGGCUACAGGACUCUCUCCUAUGACAUGUUUCUGCAAUAUGUCCAGCGGCACGUGUUUGAGCUGCAAAUUGACGUGAUGAAGGCAAUCCUGUCGGAUUUGGGCGACUCUUCAGAGGGUCUGAGGCGAAAGCUGAACCUCCUCUCGAUGCUGCCACGCUCACGAGCUCGACGAUUGCUCAACAAGUGGACUCACACCACCAGUUUGCAGAUCAGAGCUCGCGAUCAUGCCACAAAUAUCCUCUGCGGCGUUCCUGUGUUUCCGCGUGGCUCGCAUGGACAACUGAAGCAGAAUGUCCGUCACGGUGGAAUCUAUCCGGAGGAUCAGGAGACAAUUGCGCCGCUGGACACGUUUCUGGAUCUUCUCACGGCCAAGGCGAAUCUCAAUGAGAUCGACUUCAAUCUCCUCAUUGACGCCACAAUCAGUUCGCUGGAGAAGUGAUUUUCUCACGCUCAGACAAUCGAGCGCGCGCGCGCUGGCCUUGGCCGUGCGCUGCUGGGGAAGGAAUAAGUGAUCCAACUGACGAGUGUCACUUAAUUGCAUAAUUAUCGAUGAUGUACCCAAAAUGGCAGAGGAGAUUUAUGAAGCCGUGCGUGGCUUUUUGCGCCAUAACUCUCACUUUUUGCCCACUUGGCCAGAGAUGAUUUUCCACAGUGUGUGCUUGUGUGGAUGAGAUUCUCUUCGGGUUGACGAGAAGAUCUCUCCCAAUUGAUGCUGUUUUUCAUCUCCGCCAAGGGAGAAGGAACAAAAAUGAAUAGAGACACGCAAAGUGGAUGAUUAAAUUUUUGUGAAACGCGAAGAUCUCAAUGAAAUCUUGAAAACUCGUUAGAACGCACGAGAGCGCCCAAGGCGGGUGAAAAAGUGAGAGUUGGUGUACAUUCCUUUGUUGAACAUUAACUUAUCGUACGUAUUUUUUUACUUGGGAUUAUGGAUGAGGAAAAUUUAGAGAUUAAUUUGCGUGCAAUAUCAAUUUUGUAGUACAAAAUGUUUAUUAAUGUUCCUAAUUUAUGACAUUUUUAAUGCAUCUACCUUUGUUUUGCUUUAGUCAAAGGCACAAAUUAGAUGUAGUUUUUAUUGUUUGUUGUUUGCAAAGAAUGCAAACAGUGCCAUUAUUGCAUUGUAUUGAGAUUUAUAAGAAGAAUGUGCAGAAAAUGUUAUCAUUUACCCGCCGAAGAAGGAUAUUUUUUGAUGAUUUAUUGUCUCUAAUGUUAAGUUGUUCGCAAUGUGAAUGGAUUUUCAACAGGGAAUUGCAAGAAAUCGAUUUCAACGGCUAUUUAUGAUAUAUUUUGGAAAAUUUUCCUUUCACAUAGUGGCUGAUAUUUUCCAGAAAAUGAGCUAGAUCAUUUUCAUAUGGAAAAUGUUCAAGGAGUUUCUCUUCAUUUUCUCUCUUAUUUUCUGCGUUUUCCUCUGUCUCGAA
This is a messenger RNA of Phlebotomus argentipes, 3759 nucleotides long. RefSeq names its product protein pigeon (gene pigeon). Gene Ontology annotation, biological process: positive regulation of amyloid-beta formation. Gene Ontology annotation, cellular component: trans-Golgi network. Bases 69 to 2783 code for a protein of 904 amino acids. The record is from RefSeq and is a predicted model, not a curated record. The transcript is spliced from 4 exons. Lineage: Eukaryota; Metazoa; Arthropoda; Insecta; Diptera; Psychodidae.